AUGCCUGCGUUUGCGACAUAUCUGAAAGCGGAAGAGAAAGAGAGAUUGGCAUCAGUCGCCAAGAAAAUUGUUGCCCCUGGGAAGGGUCUUCUCGCAGCAGAUGAAAGUAUAGGAACCAUUGGAAGUCGCUUCAAAAAGAUCGGUGUGGAGAAUUCUGAAGAAAACAGGCGGUUGUACCGCCAAUUGUUGUUCACUUCGGAUGAUUCUCUCUCUGAGCACAUUUCCGGCGUCAUUCUGUUUCACGAAACAUUCUAUCACGUGGCCGAUGAUGGUGUGCGUUUGGUUGAGCAUUUGGAGAAGAAAGGUAUCAUUCCGGGAAUCAAGGUGGACAAAGGCGUGGUCCCGCUAGCCGGGACUUUCGAAGAGUGUACCACCCAAGGCCUCGAUGGUUUGGCUGAUCGAUGCGCGAAAUACUAUCAGGAUGGCGCCAGGUUUGCUAAAUGGAGAUGCGUUCUGAAAAUCGGACCACAUACUCCCAGCUAUCAAGCGAUGAUGGAAAAUGCCAACGUUCUGGCGAGAUAUGCUUCCAUCUGUCAACAGAAGUCAUCUUGCUGAAGUAUGCGAACGACGUAAUCCUCGGCGUCCGUCAUCCAAGCAUGGAGCUAUCGGCCAAACUACAAACCCUCCUGGACAACCUCACAGCUUGGUCAAAUCCCAUUGGCUACCGUGCAAUACCUCAAAACGCAGGGAUGUCCCUUUUUUGCUGUUUAAAGGCAUUCGCUGCAAGCAGAUCCUAACGCAUUAUCCGCAACUUUGCAUUGACAGUGCAUGUUUGACCUCU
Messenger RNA from Dicrocoelium dendriticum, 781 nucleotides. The record is from the annotation of a GenBank genome assembly. Lineage: Eukaryota; Metazoa; Platyhelminthes; Trematoda; Plagiorchiida; Dicrocoeliidae.